CUGCCUCGUAUUUCCGACUCCUCUGCCCUCUGCCCUGCGGUGGCGCCCGAAGAAGGACGGGCCGGGGAGCGGAGAGUCGGCGGCGGCGGGGGGAGCCCCCGCUGUAGCCCCGAGCGGCGGCCGCGUCCCCCCCCGUCAGGUCUCUGGAUGGCAGACUCUGAAAAGAAAUGCUGUUUUAAGAGCAGCAGUUUUAGAUGCUGAGCUCAUGCUAACUUCAUUGAAUUGGUGUCUCUGUGAUUAUGAUUGUCUAACAAUCGUCAGCAGCUUGAGCAUAUAAUUGUUUGAGAGAUGGGAAGAUGAGUUAUGUGAAAGAGAUCACCUGGAAUUCUGAUUUGACAAAUGCAGCUUUUUCAAAGGGAAGGUGUUUAAGAGAGACCUGGAUUUGUCUGGAAAAUAGAAACAUAGAUUGUGUGAUUAGUCAAAAUUGAUGUUUUGGAUGUUGUAUAGUCUUACUGUUUGGUUCCAGUUUCUGUGAGAUUACUGGCAUGGAUUAAUUGCAAGUGUAGAAGCUGUCAGUAGCCUAAGCAGAAGGAUGUCACUUCAUUCAGAAUGCUUCAGAGGAAUCCAGCACCUGGCAAACAUGCUUUGCUUCUUUUACGUUACUACAUGUUGAUAUGCCAAAAGUAGCUCUUUGAGAGUCUACAUAAUAAUACAAACAGAUGCUAAGACUUCUGAAGGACACUGAGAUUUUGUCAAGAGACAUGUCAUCUUGUGUUCAUGGGAGGCCAGCAGUUAAAAAAACCUAAUGUAGUCUUCAGUUGCUUGUUCGAUAAACUCAAUAUUUGCAUGUUUGAUAAACUCAUAUAAACUGAAUUUUUGAGGGUGAUUAGACUGAAGUAAAAUCUUAAAUAUUUGAGAAAUAUAUUUUUAAUUCAUUUCUGUACUCUGAAUGUUGAAGUAACGGAUAAUCUUUAUAACAACCUGGGGUUGAGAUAACAUAGAAAUAGGACUUGGCAUAUCAAUUAUGAUAUACUUGUCAGCAUUAAUGUCUUGGGAGUAUUUUGUACCUUGUGCUUGCUUCUAAUCUCCAGAUCUAAUGCACAUUUUUUCUCCUGAAGCAGUGUACUUCAGAUUAUAUAUGAUUACUUAAAAUAAGUUCGAUGUGGGUUUUUUUGAUGGGGUGGCUUGGCUGUCUUAUAUGAUAAAAAUGGUGCUUAACUUUAGUUUGGUGGUAGGCUGUAGAAAUAUGGGUAUCUUGGGAUGCCUUCCAAGGAGCAAAUGUGUGGUUCAAGUAUCCUAGUACUCCUUCUGAGCUGAUAGUUUAAUUAUUCCUGAUAGGAGCAUGAAAAACAUCUGUAUUAGCCACCUAUCCACAUGGAGUUUCUUCUUAAGCAUUGUGAGUGGUAGCUUAGCUUUGUAUUUCCUAGUAUGACUGUGUAUCAUCUUCAAAUGCAAUAAUAAUGAGAAAAAAAGUAGUUGAUGAUGAAAUGUGCAAUUAUGUUAUUUACGUCCCCCUGAAGUGAUACAAAACAGGCAGGUGAUCAAUGUGGAAUUACUUUACAUAAUGUGGAAUUACUUUAUGUUUUUAAUUAGUUGCUAUGAUUAGUGAAUUUAAUUUCAUGUAUGAGGUUGUAACAUUAGUGCCUCUAUUUUUUCUUUAUAUGUGUCAUUAGUUCUGCUAAAAUUUUCUUUCUAUUUCCCUCUAGGAAACUAUUCAAGUUUUCUGCAAAAUCUGAGUAUUUAUGCUAUCUGACUGAACUAACAUCUUGACACCAAAGAUGCUAACAAGGAAGAUUAAGCUUUGGGACAUUAACGCCCAUAUAACCUGUCGUCUGUGCAAUGGAUACCUGAUUGAUGCUACUACUGUAACAGAAUGCUUGCAUACUUUCUGUAGAAGCUGCCUAGUAAAAUAUUUGGAGGAAAACAACACCUGUCCAACCUGUAGGAUUGUUAUACAUCAGAGCCACCCAUUACAGUAUAUUGGUCAUGACAGAACAAUGCAAGAUAUUGUUUACAAACUUGUGCCAGGCCUCCAAGAAGCGGAAAUGAAAAAGCAAAGGGAGUUUUAUCACAAACUGGGCAUGGAAGUUCCAGGGGAUAUCAAAGGGGAGACAUGUUCUACAAAACAGCACCUAGAUUCUCAUCGAAAUGGUGAAACUAAAGCAGAUGAAAAUAUAAAUAAAGAAACUUCAGAGGAAAAACAGGAAGAAGAUAACGACUACCACCGAAGUGAUGAACAGGUAAGCAUCUGCUUGGAGUGCAAUAGCAGCAAACUGCGUGGAUUGAAACGAAAAUGGAUUCGUUGCUCUGCACAAGCAACAGUCUUGCAUCUAAAGAAGUUCAUUGCCAAAAAACUCAACCUUUCUUCUUUUAAUGAGCUGGACAUAUUAUGCAAUGAAGAGAUUCUUGGCAAGGACCACACGCUCAAAUUUGUAGUCGUUACUAGAUGGAGAUUUAAGAAAGCACCUCUACUGCUACAUUAUAGACCCAAAAUGGACUUGCUGUAAGGGAACUUUAUUGUCCUUCUGGACAGAGCUUUUUGCAGAGACUAUCAUCUGGCACCUUCUUAGUGCAUCAUUAAUCACACAACACAAACCAGCUGAAUAAUUUUGGAAGACUGGAGGGCUUUCAUAGUGGACUGUCCUGAAUAUUUCUUCUAGGGAUGUGUUACCUAGAUGUCCAGGCAGACAAUAUUUAUACUUUUUUUGUACGGAAGAAAGAAGUUUCAACUCAGCAAGACACUACCAGCAUUAAGUUUACAGAUACUGAAAACACUUCACAGUUCCAUGUAGCUCAGCCUGAUUUGUCUCUUACAGUUACACACAGAAAAAAAAAGUGAGUGUUGUGGGGUGAUAUAAAUAUGUUGCUUUUGACACCAAGUUGCAUUUAGUUACUUCUUGCAUUCUAAAUCUUUAAAAACUAUAUUUUUGCAAAGUGUUAUUGUCUUAUAUAGUAUGCCUGAUUGCAUUGGCUUUAUUCAAGUUAUUCUGUAGAGCAUUGAACAUACCUGAUAAUACAGUGACUGGUAAUAAUUUAUUAUGCUGCAUUGAAAACUUAAGAAAAUCUGGGAAACCAAUAAAUUUGUCAUUUUUGCCCAGUUAUUGCUCUCCCUCACCUUGUGUUUUAAUAAAGUUUUGAUACUUCUGUAUACGUGCUAAUUUGGUAAGACUAAUAGAAAUAAUUUUAGUUAAUUUUAAUGUGCCGUGAUAUAUAUUUUGCUAUGGUAUAAAUUGCACCAUGUAAUGACAAAUACUCACAAGUGCUAGAUUUGUGAAUUUCUUAAAAAACAAGCAUUUCUUAUGUAUUUGUGGCUUGCAGAAAUCAGUUUUUAAUUUAGAGAAUUUGCUAUCACUAGCUAUUGAAAUAGUGGCUCUUGGGCGAUUUUGGGAGUAUUGCAGAUUUUUCAUUUCACUGCAUAAAAUUUCCUCAGAUAUUAUGGGCAGCUUUAAAUUUCUUCAGCUGUUUUCUUAUGAAACCAUAGCAUUUUCCUUACUGCAAUUCCUAGCUUACAUGAGGUGGGGAGGAAAGGGGACUCAAGACAAGAUUAUUUUAGCACCUUUUGGCCUUAACUAAUAAUUUUGCUUGCAUCAGCCCUAAUGGAUGCAAGGUAAUACACAUUCACGUAUGUAUGGGUACAUACAUCUAUAUACACAUAUAACUAUGUAUGUUAUAGAAAGCACCCUCAAUGGCACUUAGCAGGGCUCACUGCACUUUUUGUAAGGCUUUUUGAAAUUAUUGGCUUUUAAAAAAACCAUAGUUGAAAGUGAUUUCUGCAAGCUAUAUCCACUAUGUAUUGUCCAUUGUAUGGUUGUAAGAAUAUUUGUCUGGCACAGGUGUGAAGUCAUUGAAAACAGUGUAUGCCCUAAUAUUGCCAGCUGGAAAUAGUUAACCUAAUUUUUGGAAGAGUUUUCCUGUCAGCUGAAAAUGCUAGUUGCUAUUCCUAUUAUUAAACCCCGUUAUUUUUUGAUAAAUUGUCUUUGGAUAAGAAGCCCUGCUUCCUCUUGCUGCGCUCCUUUGCUUCUUCUGCUAGAAAGUGUUACCUGAUAACCAGAAGCUGAUACUGCAAGAGAUUUAUCUAAGCGUUUUAAAUAUUCUUCCUCUUGAGUUUUCAAAGUGUUACAUUGCUCGGCACAUUUCCCUUAAUUUCCCUCCCUGGAGUCUUCAGUUCUCCUUUCCCAGCUCUGCUGCUGCUUAUGCUUACCUUGGACAACAGGGCUCCUUAUUUUUGUUUGCAGUCACAGAUGUGAGUUGGAAGGAAAUAAAAAAAAAAAAUUUGAGCAGAGAAUGAGAGGGAGCCUCCUGAAUUGUGGAGAUGGAAAGGAGAGCCACACAAAGGCCAAAACAUGCUGCUGUCCUUGCAGGUGGAAGUCUAAGCUGCAUUUGAAUGUUUAGGUUACGCAGAACUCUACAUCUGGUUCUUGUGUGGCAUUGUGUGUGUGCAUGUCUGUUAUUCAUGGAAUCAAAUUUGGUUCUGAUUUUGUCUUGCUGUUUGUGUAUUUUCAGCUUGUUUUCUGUGUUUAGCAUUACUUGAUCUGGCAGAAAAGAACAAAUGAGAUCAUGUGUCUACCAUUUUUAAAACUUUCCAUGAAAGCAGUGAAUGCAGGUGGUGUGGAUGUGUACACAAGCUGACAUACUGGGCCUCUCUGGAGCUGUUUCUUACGUGGUUGUUACUGUUCUAUUACACUAGAACUGUUCUAUUACUGUUCUUAUUUACACAUAAGAGGCUGGCUUUGCCACUGAGGCACUGAGAAUUUGGACAAGACUGUAAGGGUCCUUGCUCUGUGCCCCCAGAGUAUACACACAGUGGCUGUACCUGAUGUAGACGUAAUACUAAGGCUGCCAGACAGCAUUCUGAUUAACCACCUAAGUCAGAAUAUAUAUAUAUAUAUAUAUAUACACACACAUAAACAAAAAUAUAUAUACAUAUACACAUAUAAAUGAGAUCUGUCUACCUCAAGUGUGUGUACUGCAGAAAACUUUUGUAUGACUAGAUAUUGAUGCAGUGCUGUUAAGUACAUUUGGAUUUCAUUACUUCCUUGUGUACUUGAGCAACUGAGAAAUUAAUUACAAACACACAAAUCGGAAGCCUUUCAAAUCUAUCUCUUGCUGUAACAACUUACAGUACAAAACUUUUAAGUUUGUAACCAUCUUUAGAAUCACUUGAAUUUGUUAUGGUGCUAUCAGUAUAUAGAAAACUGUUUAUAUGGAUACAUAAAUUCAAGCCAGUAUUAAUACCUAUAGCUGGGGUUUUUGCUUGUAAUUGUGUGUAACUGCUUUUGCAAUGUGUUUAAUCUAAUAAAACCGCACCAGUAAAAAGAAAAACAAAAACAAACAAAAAAAAAGCAAACUAAACCAAACAAAAAGCCCACAAACCAACAAAAAAACCCCCAAAAUUACUCAGUUGUUUUUCUAAAUCACAUGUGAUAACAUCUUCACUACAAAAUUGUCCUUGGGAGUGGUGUGACUGUGUCUGUACCAUAUGUUAGUCUCACUAAAUUACUACAAUGUAGAGCAAGGUCUUCUUUGGGUCAGAGCCUUGUUUAAUUUCUGUGACACUUAUGAGACAAUUUAUAUCAAGAUUAUAUUGGCUAAAGUAAUCCUCAUACUGCUCAAAGUUGAACUGAAAUUUGGACUUGGCCAGAGAUAUUUCUUAGUCCUGGUGAGAUUAUGGUAGUUUAUUUUGGCUUUUGUGAAGAUGCCAUUACUGUAAAGUAGUUUUUACAAUUUCUUACGCUGGUAAAUAGUUGCGGUAAGGAAGUAUCUUGUUGCAUUAUCCUCAGCAGCAGUGAGACUGAUGAAUCACCUGGGCUUAGAGUCUCAUUAAGUAUACUUUCAUUAAAAACAAAGAAUUCAGAUAGAAUAUAUAAUAUUGAAUUUAAAUAAGAUUUGGGGGUUUAAAUUUUAACUUUAUAAAAUUAUUUAUUCUAUUUUAAGCCUUCUGUCUUAUUUUACCAUCCAAGUAUUUUUGGUUUCAGUGGUCCAGCUUUAUUUACGGGCAUAUAAAAUGAAAUUGUAUGAUAUUUUUACAAGCUUCUUCCUUUUACAUUGAGUUUGAGUAGCUUUCAUCUGUAUGUUUUUGUUUUGUAUGGAUAAAGAGCAUUACUUAUGCUUUUGUGCAAUAGGUUUGAAACAUGCAUUUAUUAGGCUUAUGUUUAAAUUGUAAAUGUAGCAUCUACUUACCAUUACAUUUAAAAGGAAUGUAGAUGGCUUUUCUCACUUGUUCAAAUGGAGUUUUAUUUGAGGCUGUUAUUUGGGGGUGGGCGUGUGUGUUUUAUGCUUUGUACCAUUUUUUAUUUUAAGAGUGAAAUGGGGGAUUUAAAAUUUCUGUAAGUACAAGAACUAUCUGUCAGCAAUAUUUUAAAAUAAACGAUCUUGCAAGAAACCUUAAUGUGAAUUGUGGAAGCAAUCGACAAGACUUGCAGCCUAUCUGAAAAUGUUUUGUGCCAUUGUUAGGUCUGGUAUAUUUGUGUACCAUCACACCUGGGAAUAUUUUUUGUACUGGUUGUGCAAUAGUAUACACAACACUGUCACUCAGGAGAUAUGGACCAUAAAAAGUAUCAGACUACAACUAUGAUGGUGCUAUUUUUUUCAAUAGGCUAUGAGCCUUUGAAAGCUUAUCUGGCUCUUAUUGUCUUUGUAACAACACAGUCCUAGGGGAUUUACAGAUUUUUUUUUUCUACUAGAUGAUAAAUAUAGCUUGCUAUUUUACAGCAUUCUGCAUAUUACAUUGAGAUAAAUAUAAUAGGAAAAAGCCAACCAGUCUGUACAUCAGUGAGAGGAAUCUUAGGUACACGUUUUGUACAGAAGGCUUUAUUGAACAGAAAAAUCAAGUUUCUGCUUUUCCUCAGGUAAUCACUACGGUUUGGAUGUUUCACUGAAAACAUUAAUGCAACUUCAGUUAGUCUGCCUAAAGUUAGUAACAGGGAAAGAAAUUGUUCCACACAAAAGUCUCCCUACAUAAGAUAUAAUUAGAUGUUACUUAGGUCUUGAGAUCUGUUUUUGAAGAAAAAGCUGCAGAGAACAACAUCAAAGAACAUGGAACAAUGCUCCAGUCUCUGCUCUAAUCAAAACUUGCAGUCAGGACAAAAAUUACCUAGGAACUUAGGUCUUGUGGCAAGUCAACAGGUAAAGUUUUACCGGUUUAUUUAUAUACAAAUUAAAGGCAUCUACUAUUUACUCCGUAUUUUAUCCUACUUAGAGUUUUUUGGAAAUCUUUUGAAGCCACAAUGACCUACCCAUGUCCUGGUGCUAGGAUAAGAACUAAAUGUCCAAUUCUAUGAACAUUUACAUUGGUAACUUGACUAAUAACCUGGAUAGUUCCACAGAAAGUAGUGGGAUCAUUCAUUCAAACAGAGGUAUGGCAGAAGGAAGAACUCCUGAGUUUUGAAUACUGAUGUUCUACUAUUUUUGUUAUUUCUGUUUGAAACUGAAAGUAUUGGUUUGAUGGAAUUUUUAAUUCAAGUGACUUAUCUGGACAAAAGGAAAGUUUGUUCUUUCCUUCUGCAAACAGGACCGUUUUGCAGUUAAGGGACAAUUAGCCAGUGCAACCACUAAGCCUUUUAUCCUCAUAUGUGGCAUAAUAAAGAUUCUGGAAAUGUCAGAGUGUAAAACCAUAUUUUUGGCUUAGCUUCGUUGAAAAGUUUACAAUUUUUUAUGCUUUGUGUUGCUGUGUAAUUUCUGUACUACUGGUGGCUAGUUUUGUCUGAAUAAACCUUUUGGGGAUUAAUGCUUAAUGUUUUGAUUUUAUGAUAGUGAAGCUUGUAUCCAGUGUUUUGCCAAUGAAUAUUAUAUGCUUGUUAAUAAAAGCAGAGAAACUAA
This is a messenger RNA of Prinia subflava (tawny-flanked prinia), 7758 nucleotides long. RefSeq names its product polycomb group ring finger 3 (gene PCGF3). The record is from RefSeq and is a predicted model, not a curated record. The transcript is spliced from 12 exons. Gene Ontology annotation, biological process: regulation of transcription by RNA polymerase II. Gene Ontology annotation, cellular component: PRC1 complex. The coding region runs from base 1719 to 2447 and encodes 242 amino acids. NCBI's taxonomy places the organism in Eukaryota, Metazoa, Chordata, Aves, Passeriformes, Cisticolidae.